AUGGAUUCAACACAAGAUUUCCAGCCCAGGACAUUCUCUAUAAAGUUGUGGCCACCAAGUGAAAGCACGCGGCUCUUGCUUGUUGAGAGGAUGACAAAGAAUCUGUCCACAGAGUCCAUUUUCUCUCGUAAAUAUGGCCUUUUGGGCAAGCAAGAGGCUCAUGAGAAUGCAAAAAGGAUUGAAGAACUUUGCUUUGCCUCGGCUGAUGAGCAUUUUAAAAGGGAGCCAGAUGGUGAUGGGAGUUCUGCUGUCCAGCUAUAUGCAAAGGAAACGAGCAAGAUGAUGUUGGAAGUUUUGAAAAAAGGCCCAAGGACUACUGCAGAACUGGAGACACCUGUAGCUGAUACACCUCUUGUGCCUGCUGAUACUGUACUAGAUAUAUCUGGUGGCAAGCGUGUUUUUAUUGAGGCAGAUGAAGCAAAAGAACUGCUGAGUCCACUCACCAAACCAGGAAAUUCAUAUAAAAGAAUUUGCUUUAGCAACAGGAGCUUUGGUAUUGGUGCUGCUAAUGUUGCUGGAUCAAUUCUUGAGUCGGUUAAGAACCAGCUCACAGAGGUUGAUAUCUCAGAUUUUGUUGCAGAAAGGCCUGAGGAUGAAGCCCUCGAUGUGAUGCGCAUAUUCUCCAAAGCAUUAGAGGGUUAUGUCCUGAGAUAUCUGAAUAUCUCUGACAAUGCUUUGGGUGAGAAGGGUGUCAGGGCAUUCAGUGAGCUCCUGAAAUCACAGGAAUCCCUGGAAGAACUCUAUGUGAUGAAUGAUGGCAUUUCAGAGGAAGCUGCAAAAGCUCUAUCUGAGCUUAUUCCUGCAACUGAGAAGCUCAAGGUUCUUCACUUCCACAACAAUAUGACUGGAGAUGAAGGGUUAGCUCUCAGCAAAACCCUUCCAAAGCUUCCUGAUCUUGUUGAGCUUUAUCUCAGUGAUCUCAAUCUUGAGAACAAGGGUACAAAAGCAAUUGCCAAUGCCCUCAAACAGUCAGCACCGCAGUUGGAGGUCCUUGAAAUGGCUGGAAAUGAAAUAAAUGCCAAAGCAGCCCCAGAUUUAGCAAAAUGCCUAGCAGCAAUGCAGUCACUCAAGAAGCUGACCUUGGCUGAAAAUGAACUGAAGGAUGACGGUGCUGUGAUUAUUGCAAAAUCAUUGGAAGAUGGCCACACAGAUCUUAACGAACUUGAUGUGAGCACAAACAUGAUGCAGAGGGUUGGAGCUCGGUGCUUUGCGCGGGCAGUUGCAAAUAAACCAGCUUUUGUGCAACUGAACAUCAAUGGAAAUUUCAUCUCCGAUGAAGGGAUUGAUGAGGUGAAGGAAAUUCUGAAGGCUGGCAAGAAAUCCCUGGAUGUUCUGGGCUCACUAGAUGAGAAUGAACCUGAUGGGGAGCCUGAUGAUGAGGAAGAGGACGAGGAUGCUGAGGACAAUGAGGACGAGCUGGAUUCGAAGCUGCAGAGUGUGAAGGUUGAGCAGGAUGAUUGA
Messenger RNA from Miscanthus lutarioriparius, 1461 nucleotides. The record is from the annotation of a GenBank genome assembly. NCBI's taxonomy places the organism in Eukaryota, Viridiplantae, Streptophyta, Magnoliopsida, Poales, Poaceae.